This is a messenger RNA of Myotis lucifugus (little brown bat), 1097 nucleotides long. Its product is annotated as crooked neck-like protein 1. Bases 284 to 1072 code for a protein of 262 amino acids. The transcript is spliced from 6 exons. Gene Ontology annotation, biological process: mRNA splicing, via spliceosome; spliceosomal complex assembly. NCBI's taxonomy places the organism in Eukaryota, Metazoa, Chordata, Mammalia, Chiroptera, Vespertilionidae. The record is from RefSeq and is a predicted model, not a curated record. Gene Ontology annotation, molecular function: protein binding. Gene Ontology annotation, cellular component: Prp19 complex; U2-type catalytic step 2 spliceosome; precatalytic spliceosome.
UUUAGAUGUGGACUAUCGCAAUAUUACACUCUGGCUGAAAUAUGCGGAAAUGGAAAUGAAGAAUCGCCAGGUCAACCAUGCCCGAAAUAUCUGGGACCGGGCCAUAACAACUCUGCCCCGAGUCAACCAGUUCUGUCUAUGUGUGUCUUUCGAUCUGAAGUGAGUCUCUUGUAGACAGCAGCAUAUCUAUGGAUCUUGUUCUCUCAUCCAUUCAGCCACCGAAGUCAUUUUGACCAUGACAGAUAACUUCGGAUGAUUUUAUUAAAGGUACAAAUACACGUACAUGGAGGAGAUGCUGGGAAAUGUGGCUGGUGCCCGGCAGGUGUUUGAGCGCUGGAUGGAAUGGCAGCCUGAGGAGCAAGCCUGGCACUCCUACAUCAACUUUGAGCUGCGAUACAAAGAAGUGGAUCGGGCCCGCACCAUUUAUGAGAGAUUUGUACUUGUGCACCCUGAUGUUAAGAACUGGAUCAAGUACGCCCGCUUUGAAGAAAAACAUGGUUAUUUUGCCCAUGCACGAAAAGUGUACGAGAGAGCUGUGGAAUUCUUUGGAGAUGAACAUAUGGAUGAACGCCUUUAUGUUGCCUUUGCCAAAUUUGAAGAAAAUCAGAAAGAAUUUGAAAGGGUACGAGUGAUAUACAAGUACGCCCUGGAUAGAAUUUCAAAACAAGAGGCCCAAGAGCUCUUUAAAAAUUAUACCAUCUUUGAGAAGAAGUUUGGUGACAGGCGGGGUAUUGAAGACAUCAUUGUGAGCAAACGGAGAUUCCAAUAUGAAGAAGAAGUGAAGGCUAAUCCACACAAUUAUGAUGCCUGGUUUGAUUACCUGCGCUUGGUGGAAAGUGAUGCAGAAGCAGAAACUGUACGAGAAGUCUAUGAAAGAGCUAUUGCCAAUGUCCCACCCAUUCAGGAGAAGAGACAUUGGAAGCGUUACAUCUAUCUUUGGGUCAACUAUGCACUCUAUGAAGAACUGGAGGCAAAGGAUCCUGAAAGGACAAGACAGGUGUAUCAAGCCUCUUUGGAACUAAUUCCUCAUAAAAAGGUACAUCUGCUCUUAGUGUUCUGUUUCAAAAGUUAAAACCCUGCUUCUGUUGUGAAAUAGU